AUGUCAACUGCCGAUAUCAAACAAGCCAGCCUCGCAGGUCUCCCCACAGAAAUCCUCCUCCUCAUCGAAAAAAACCUUGACAUAACUGAACAGGCAAACCUCCCUCUCAUCAACCAAGCCCUCCACGCCAAACUCGGGACCGGAGCAUGGAUCCGACUCCGCGAUGAGAGGUCCCUGCCGAGAUCCUUUCUCUGGGGGUUAAAAAAAGACACCGGGCUGGAUGAGUCGGUGCUUUUAUCGGUUCAAGCACCUCUGAAGGCGGCGAUGAGGAGGUACCGUCGUGGACCUAAGCAUGGACUCAACCCGCUGUCUCUGGCUUAUCUGGAGAUUAACGCGGGGUUCGAGGGAUGCACCACGAUGGUGGCGGUUGAGCCUCGCAUCUGCCAGACAUCCACUGGAGAGGCCACUUUUGUCCUGCAGGUGCAGAGCUGGGUGCUGUUCAACUAUCCAGAUCCUCAUCGUCGCAAGCAUCGUCCAGAUGUAUGGGGUCUGGACUUUGUAAACGUGUGUGUGGAUGUGUUGCUAUCUGAUAUUAAAAUGACCCCACUCCUGCACGAGUUCCUGGAACACCAUGAUUUGACAUCGAAACAGAAAACUGUGUCCAGUAUGUUCCACUGUCAGACCUGCAAUCUCGACUUUCAAAUCGAGGUGCGAAACUACGCACGAGAUCCGGCUGUGAUGGUGACGCGAUGGAUCGAUCUAGGACAGGGGUUGGAUGCCACAGAUCCCCUCUGGCAGGCAUGUCGGGCUCAAGCAUGCUAUGGAGGAAGUAUCCGUGGGGCAGCAUACGGAGAUGGUCAUGUACGGGAUAUGUUUAUGGCUGCGGGUGGACCAGAUGGAGAGGCUAUCGUCCGCAACUAUGAGCGGUAUUUGUUCGAGGGGCGUUUCACAGAGUAUAUGAGGCAGUGGAAUAGUCAUACCUGGAUUCUCCGGAGGGAGGAGGUUUUGUGGCUGUGGAAUGAGUCCUAG
Molecule: messenger RNA, 969 nt
Organism: Aspergillus wentii DTO 134E9
Lineage: Eukaryota; Fungi; Ascomycota; Eurotiomycetes; Eurotiales; Aspergillaceae
Exons: 2
Coding region: 1-969 (322 amino acids)
Source: RefSeq, a predicted model, not a curated record